Messenger RNA from Daldinia vernicosa, 1038 nucleotides. RefSeq lists its product as uncharacterized. Bases 373 to 1038 code for a protein of 221 amino acids. The record is from RefSeq and is a predicted model, not a curated record. The transcript is spliced from 2 exons. NCBI's taxonomy places the organism in Eukaryota, Fungi, Ascomycota, Sordariomycetes, Xylariales, Hypoxylaceae.
UCCGCAUCCCAGUUUCGCCUAUUCUAUGGUUCUGAGUGAUUCAAUUAAUUAGUUAAUAUCGACUAGUGGAGUUAUCUUAGUAUUUUGCCAGCAAAUAGCAACCGUAAUCGAAGGUCUUGAUGAUGUCGCGAUGAGGCGAUGAGGCCACCCCGACCUGCUCUUCGGUUGCAAUCUGGUGGCGAGGGCAACGGGUGAACAUCGUGUUAACAUUACGUCUGAUGGGAGAGCGCGCAAGCGAAGCUGGAGUAGAGAGCCCAUAGCUAUAGACCUAUUUUAUUCUACCUAAUUAAGAGUAACUACCUAUUCUAUGAAGAAGAUAUUACAAGCCUGAGACUAGUACUAAAGCGAAACGAGAAACGAGAAAUUAAAGCCAUGAGAAAUUUACUACUCCGCAUCCCUCUCCCCUUAUUCUCCCUAAUCGGCGAGUCCCAAGCCCUCCUAUACCACAACCGUUACAUCGACAUCAACCGCAACACCACCACCCCACCCGUCGCCGCCGCCGCCGUACUCUCCCCCAAGUCCAUCGCAAGCACCACCUCAGACUGCGCAGCCGCAUCGACCAACACGACCUUCCUUCUCAGCUUCAUCAGCUACGGGAACUACACCGCGGUGCCCGGGCAGGGCGACGACGACGGGGGCCUGGUGCCGCGGCAGCUGAUGUCGAUGUCGUUUGCUAUCGCCAACUUGGCCAACGGCGCGUCCACGACCUGCGCGUUCCCGCUGGGCCGUCUAUCUUCCGCCGGCGACCCGGCUACCUGGGUCGACGACGCGUCGUGGCAGGCGUGCGCGGACCGCCGCGACUCCGACGGCAAGCACCGGUUUACCAUCGCGACGGGCGCGGCGUUUCAUCGUGCGGAGCGGUUUCUUGCCGUGAAUCAGACGUGGUUUUGCCAUGAUGAUGUGGGACGACUGGUUGCGUAUACGGGUAUUGCGAACGGUAGUUUAACUAUGAGUUGUGCCGACGGCGGCGAAUUGGGCGGCUACCAUGUUGAGAACUGCACGGCGCCUGACGGGGCACUUCCUGUGACGCUACUUUAG